Molecule: messenger RNA, 854 nt
Organism: Zingiber officinale
Lineage: Eukaryota; Viridiplantae; Streptophyta; Magnoliopsida; Zingiberales; Zingiberaceae
Product: protein GET1-like
Exons: 8
Coding region: 51-602 (183 amino acids)
Biological process (GO): tail-anchored membrane protein insertion into ER membrane
Source: RefSeq, a predicted model, not a curated record
CGGAGCUAAUCAUUUCAUCUCAUCCGACGGCUUCAGAUCCGGUGUCAGACAUGGACGGCGUCCCUUCCGGCGGGGGCGAUUCCUUCUUCUCCCCUCUCUGCAUCUUCCUCCUCGUCGUCGCUCUUCAGUCCCUCGAUGGCUUCCUGGAUAUCGUCAAAAAGAAAGGAAUGACAAGUGAGGAAGAAGUUCAAUUGCGCAAAGAAAUCAAGGAACUUUACAAAGAGGCUAGCUCCCUAUCAACGCCUUCAACCUUUGCUCAAUCUGCUAAACUUAAACGACUAGCUGCAGCCAAGGAAAAGGAGCUGCUUAGAAAACAAGAAGAGCGCAAGAAGGAGAAAACCUGGUUAUAUGAGCUGUCUGGGAGGGCCUUGCUGGCUUUGAAGGUACUGUUGUAUGGUGGUCUUGUACUUCGGUUUUGGGGAGUUCCUGUUGCAGCAGUUCCCCAACAUCUAUUGCAACCUUUUGGCAGAGUAUUGUCCUGGAAGUCUGGAAAUGCUGCCACAGGCCAAAUCAUGGUUGGCAUAAUUCCAUGGCUGGCUUUAACUUCUCGUGUCAGCAAAUUCUUGUGGCAAAAGUUCCAAAAAACCUUUUUCAGCAGUUAAACGUAGGACUACCAAACCUAAGAUUUUGUCUGAUUUUUUCCUCUACUUUUGUGUGUACCAUGUCACUCAAUUGGUCAAUAAACUUACGAAGCUGCAUACAUUUCGUAUUGAGGCACUUAACUUGCAGUGGCAACACUCCAUGUGUUCAACUGCUUUUUCAGAUUUAUGCUAUAUUUUUCUGACUCCGACAUGUAAAAACUUUGUUUUGUACAACAUUUUUGAAAGGAAUGGGAAAGUGAUUUUUCCUGACCA